Molecule: messenger RNA, 1071 nt
Organism: Myotis lucifugus (little brown bat)
Lineage: Eukaryota; Metazoa; Chordata; Mammalia; Chiroptera; Vespertilionidae
Product: C-C chemokine receptor type 3
Exons: 1
Coding region: 1-1071 (356 amino acids)
Biological process (GO): immune response; G protein-coupled receptor signaling pathway; chemotaxis
Cellular component (GO): cytoplasm; membrane
Molecular function (GO): C-C chemokine receptor activity
Source: RefSeq, a predicted model, not a curated record
AUGGCAACCACAAUAGUCUGGCCUGAGAAGAAGGGAGAGACCACCUUCUACGAGUAUGGGCUCUCCACACCAUGUGUCAAAGCCGACGUCCAAGUGCUGGGGACCCAGCUGCUGCCCCCACUCUACGCCCUGGUGUUCGGGGUUGGGCUGCUGGGCAACGUGAUGGUGGUGGUGAUCCUCACAAAGUACAGGCGCCUCUGCAUUCUGACCAACAUCUACCUGCUCAACCUGGCCAUCUGUGACUUGCUCUUCCUCUUCACGCUGCCCUUCUGGAUCCACUAUCUGAAGUGGAAGGAGUGGGUUUUUGGCCACUGUAUGUGCAAGUUGCUCUCGGGGCUUUAUUGCAUCGGCUUGUACGGGGAGAUCUUUUUCAUCAUCCUGCUGACCUUAGACCGGUAUCUGGCCAUCGUCCAUGCCGUGUUUGCCCUGCGGACCCGGACCGUCACUAUUGGCAUCAUAAGCAGUGUCAUCACGUGGGCCCUGGCGGGGCUGGUGGCCCUCCCUGAAUUUAUCUUCUAUAAGGCCCAGGAGCAGUCCGGAAUGCUGUUCUGUAGUUCCCUGUACCCCGAGGACGAGGAGGACGCCUGGAAGCAUUUUUAUGCCUUGAGGAUGAACCUCUUGAGCCUGGCUCUGCCCCUGCUCAUUAUGGUGGUCUGCUACUCCGGAAUCAUCAAGACGCUGAUGAGAUGCCCCAGCAGGAAAAAGCACAAGGCCAUCCGGCUCAUUUUCAUCAUCAUGGUGGUCUUUUUCAUUUUCUGGGCCCCCUACAACCUGGUGGUCCUUCUCUCCGCUUUUCAAAAGAUCUUCUUUGACAUCAGCUGCAUGCAGAGCAAACAGCUGGACGUGGCCUUGCAGGUGACGGAGGUGAUCUCCUACACGCACUGCUGCGUCAACCCCAUCAUCUACGCCUUCGUCGGGGAGAGGUUCCGGAAGCACCUGCGCCACUUCUUCCACAGGCAGGUGGUGGUGCGCCUGGGCAAAUGCCACCUCUUCCUUCCCGGUGAGAAACUGGAAAGAACCAGCUCUGUGUCCCCGUCAACAGGGGAGCAGGAACUCUCUGCUGUAUUUUAG